This is a messenger RNA of Vanessa atalanta (red admiral), 3364 nucleotides long. RefSeq names its product BTB/POZ domain-containing protein 10 (gene mri). Bases 144 to 1286 code for a protein of 380 amino acids. The transcript is spliced from 4 exons. Gene Ontology annotation, cellular component: cytoplasm. The record is from RefSeq and is a predicted model, not a curated record. NCBI's taxonomy places the organism in Eukaryota, Metazoa, Arthropoda, Insecta, Lepidoptera, Nymphalidae. Gene Ontology annotation, biological process: positive regulation of phosphorylation. Gene Ontology annotation, molecular function: protein binding.
CAGCACUCUGACGUUCGCCAUCACAAUUUUCGUAACAAACAAAGUUUUCCACGACGAAAUCUAGAAAUUCAUUAGUGCCGUUGCUGAAGCGCAGGCAGGGCAGCGUCGAGCGUGAUGUAAGGGCUCGUUACGAGCGAGCGUCCAUGUCCGAUUCGCAAGCGAUAGGCCAAGGGGCCAUGUUAGAUACACGUAGGCAUUUUUUCUACCCUGACAGCAGUAGUGACACAGAAGAGUACAGAAGGGACGCAGAAGAACGUCGUAAGCGUCUUUCUAAGCGCAACGGACCGGGCUUAAGAAGAGUUAUAUCAAAUAUGCCACCAAAAAAUCAAGCGCCCAAUACACCGAUGCCGUCUACAUCCAGUCAGGAACCGCCGAAAAAUGGGCAAAAAAAUCAGUUGUGUGAUGAUAGAAUUACUCUUGUGGUGGAUAACACGCGGUUCGUGGUCGAUCCCGCCCAGUUUACAGCUCAUCCAAACACGAUGCUGGGAAGGAUGUUUAGUUCUGGUAUCGAGUUCACCCAUCCAAACGAGCGUGGUGAAUACGAAGUGGCUGAGGGCAUAUCCGCUACCGUGUUCCGUGCUAUCCUGGAAUAUUACCGCGGUGGUACCAUCAGAUGUCCGCCGACGGUCUCCGUGCAGGAGUUGAGGGAGGCCUGCGAUUAUCUGCUGGUGCCUUUCGACGCUAACACUGUCAGAUGUCAAAACCUCCGUGGACUUCUCCACGAACUAUCUAACGAGGGUGCUCGUCGGCAGUUCGAGAGUUUUCUGGAAAGGCUCAUCUUACCAUUGAUGGUGGAGUCCGCCCAGCGAGGCGACAGGGAGUGUCACGUCGUGGUGCUGCUGGACGACGAUUCGGUGGAGUGGGACGAGGAGUACCCCCCACAGAUGGGUGACGAGUACAGUCAGACGGUGCUAUCGACUCCCUUGUAUCGGUUCUUCAAGUACAUCGAAAAUAGAGACGUCGCCAAGCAAGUAAUGAAAGAACGCGGCCUCAAAAAGAUACGCCUCGGUGUAGAAGGCUACCCGACCUACAAGGAGAAAGUACGCAAACGACCUGGGGGCAGAGCUGAAGUCAUAUACAACUACGUCCAGCGACCCUUCAUUCACAUGUCGUGGGAGAAGGAAGAAGCCAAGAGCCGCCACGUGGACUUUCAAUGCUUCAAGUCCAAAUCCGUCACGAACCUGGCAGAGGCGACCGCUGAUCCAGUAAUCGAGCUCGAACCGAACAGAGCGAGGGAGGAGCUCGAGGUCCAGGAUCCGGGGGAGGUGCAGGAGGAGGAGCAGUGAUUAUUGGUACCGCGGAAAGCGGUGAGGAUAUUAAUGGCAUUCUUUUGCUGGUACUCGAUGUGACUUAUGGAGGUACGGGAGGAGGGGUGGACAGUGAUAGUUUGGUAUUUGUAACGGUUGUGUUUAGUUGGAAUUUAUAUAUCGGGCCCAUAGUGUACUUGCGACGUGUUUGUCUGCUGCCGUUGGGUGUAAAAUGUGAGUGACAUGUAUCGAGAUAAAAAUGAGUCUGAAAUGAAGAAUAAAAAUAAUAAAGGCUAAUGAAUCAAGUCAAUCAUUAGAUAGAAAAAACAAAGCGCGGUCGACGGUCGCCAUGUUUGUUUUGGUGACGUCAUGAAAGUCAAAAUAACGUCUAACAAUAAUCAACAUGUCUUUGUGACGCGUUGUAUUUUAAAUCGCUUGUGGCGCUUAAAGCGUAACGUAUACACAAUUGGGUUACUUGGGUUGUCAAUUGGGUUACUUUGUCCAUUUUAAUUCUCAUAUAAAGUGUAGUUUUUUUAUAUUUAAAGAUAAUGUAUACAUUUACAUAUAUGAUGUUCGUGCAAAAAGAAAAAACGCAAGUUUUUAUAUGUUCGUCUUACAAAAUAUAUAUAAAAAUGUUGGCACAUAUAUUUUUUAUCACCGCUAUGUUGAAACUCACCACAAGAUCGCCGUCCCAGACGGUACGUUUUCCUAGUCGUUGACGUUGCGAGUCGAACUCCUAGGGAAGAAAAUACUGGCACCUCAUUGGUCGAUGCUAGAGGUAAGUGAGACGAACCUGGCUAAGAAAUGUUUUGGCCAAUAAAGAUCACGUGCAUAUAGGCACCAAUGACCGCACACGUACAUUUUUCUUUGGGAGCUCGUUUCGUGGAAUGGCCUUAAUGAUAUUUUUUGUAAAGGUCGUAUUGAUUGGAGUAAAAACUUUUAUAAUGAAAAUAAUUUAAAUAUCGGUAUAAAGGCUAAUAUCAAAAUACCUGAACGAUAGAAAUGUCGCAAGUGAAUAAUAAAUUGUGUCUUUUAAAACAAAAUUUAAUUUUAUUUAAUACGUGUUUUAUUAAGAAAAAGGCUAAGAGGGAUUUCGUAUUCGUCUUUUGUAGAAUGAUGACCUCUCAAAUGUAUCUUACGUGAAAUAGCCUACAUAUUUGUUUAUAAUAAAAAAAAAAAUUAAGGCUCUCAAGGGUUUUAUCUUUGUCAUCAUUAUAAAUAAAAAAAAAAAAAUCUUACGCGACAUAUAUUUUUGAGUGUCAACGAGUUCCUUAUAUUACUUCUCAUAGAGGUUGUGUAAAAUCUUUUAAAUGUUAUAUCGUUUGGUCUGUGCUUAUAUGAUGUAUUUUUUGUCGAAGUGAGUUCGGCAAUGAAGUUAGAUGGCCCGAAUCUACUAACGAAUUGAUAAUUCGCAAUCGAAUCGAAAAGUAAUCAUUGCUGUUCAGCCGAGUACCUAUUCUACAAAUAUAUAAUCGAGAUUGUGCUGUAACCGAUAUAAAUAAGUACAAUUGGUACUCAAUUACGAUUUUGAGGUUAUUUUUUGUGAAACAUAGUCGAAGUUGAUUUAAAAUAGAAUCAGAAGCGUAUCAUUGUCGUUACAGAUUAGUAGAUUUGUCUCUGGUCGAAUUUCGUACAGAUUGACUGUAGAACAACAUAGACGUACGUAUUUGGAUUUCAGUUACGAGACGGUAUUUUAUGAAUAAACUAUGAUUAAAUUAAUUUUAUUUAUACUCAUUAUGUGUAAGAAAAGUAAAUUAAAAUUAAACUACGCUUUAGAUAGAUAGAUGGCAAUGGAAAUAUACACGGUUAAUAAAAGUAAUCUGGUUAAUUCAAAAUGGCUACCAAGUCAGCUGAUGCAAAAUAGUUCUUGCAUAAUUGCAAUUAGAGUUGAUUUUUGUAUGCACAUUGUGUUGAUACAUAUAUACGGUUAUUAUAUAAUCAUUCGGUAAAUUCAAAAUGGCGGUAACGACAGCUGAUGCUAUGAGUCUUAUGACUCUGUAUUUAGAGUUGGUUUUUGUACGUUCAUUAUGUUUUUAGGAACGCUUAUUGUCUGCUAGAUAGAUGAUACAUUGAAUAUAUUCCAAUGGUGUUCUUUUUUAUUAUAUUUAUGAUAAAUA